Messenger RNA from Pelobates fuscus (common spadefoot toad), 2475 nucleotides. It is a transcript of the gene TCF19, whose product is annotated as transcription factor 19. Lineage: Eukaryota; Metazoa; Chordata; Amphibia; Anura; Pelobatidae. Gene Ontology annotation, biological process: regulation of DNA-templated transcription. Gene Ontology annotation, molecular function: protein binding. The coding region runs from base 512 to 1612 and encodes 366 amino acids. Gene Ontology annotation, cellular component: nucleus. The record is from RefSeq and is a predicted model, not a curated record. The transcript is spliced from 3 exons.
GCUGGUUUGAGGGGGUCAAGUCAGAGGUCACCGUGGUUGGGCCAGGUCAGAGGUCACCGUGGUUGGGCCAGGUCAGAGGUCACCGCGGUUGGGCAGGUCAGAGGUCACCGUGGUUGGGCCAGGUCACCGCGGUUGGGCAGGUUAGAGGUCACUGCGGCUGGGCAGGUCAGAGGUCACCGUGGUUGGGCCAGGUCACUGCGGUUGGACAGGUCAGAGGUCACUGUGGUUGGGCCAGGUCACUGCAGUUGGGCAGGUUAGAGGUCACUGCGGCUGGGCAGGUCAGAGGUCACCGUGGUUGGGCCAGGUCACUGCAGUUGGGCAGGUUAGAGGUCACUGCGGCUGGGCAGGUCAGAGGUCACCGUGGUUGGGCCAGGUCACUGCAGUUGGGCAGGUUAGUGGUCACUGCGGCUGGGCAGGUCAGAGGUCACCGUGGUUGGGCCAGGUCACUGCGGUUGGACAGGUCAGAGGUCACUGUGGUUGGUAAGCCCCCUAUAGUUGGCUUUGUGCUGCCAUGGUAGGGACAGAGGUUGCGCUGUCGCAGGUCCAGCCCUGUUUUCAGCUCCUGCGCAUGGGCUCGAAUUCCGGAGUGCCCUUGUCUCCCAGUCCACAUGGCACACCCUCCCAGGAUCUGUACACCUUCCUCCCAGACUCACACCGCUGCGUCUACAAGCUGGGGGCUCGACCUGACCUGUGUGACAUCCCGCUGCCUGGAAAACCACAGAUCCAUGCAGAAAUCCACGCGGAGAGGGAGCCCACUGGAGACUGGAAGGUCAAACUGGAAAGUUGCACUAAUUAUGGCAUUUAUAUCAAUGAUGUUCAUGUUUUACGUGGUCAAAGGUUGGAACUGUCAGAUGGAGACCUUCUUCACUUUCAAGAGAAGCCCUCCUCCUCUUCGUCGCUCUCAACCAGCCAAGAUACUUUUUUCCUUUUUCAACGUGUCCGUGUGCGACCCCUGGACUUUUCUGCCAUCACUGCCCCACGUGCACGAACCACAUUCCCAGGCUUCACACCUGUACUGGGCACUCAACGACUUGGCGGAGGGAGAGGAAGUACUCCCCAUUAUACAACAGGAGCUACGGUCAUCCUUAACUCCAUUGGUAGCAUUAGCAAAAUGAAGCGUGAGAGGAUGCACAGUGGUGGAUUGAUAGGGGGAGUCGUUGAAGUUACAAAACCUACCACCCCAAAUCUCCCCCUACCAUCCCGCACAGGUCUAGAAAGGAGAAGUAGCCGCAGAAAAUCACAGCACAAAGUAUUGUGUGAACUGGAGGAAGAGGGGGAUGGUGACAAGGAAGCAACCAGACAGGCAGAGGAAGAAAUGACUGAGACGAGGAAAAGGAAAAGAGGGAGGCGAAAGGAGGAAGAGAUGAAUCAGCAGAGGGAGACCGGCAGGAAACCUCGUGGUCGACCCAGGAAGAAUCCUGCCCCUCCUCUAGUGGUGGCUCAGACUGUGUCCAGUGCAGAGCCUUGUGCUUGGCGCUCAUGCUGCCUCCCCCAGGAGGACACAGUUAGCUGGGUGCAGUGUGACCAAUGUGACUCCUGGUAUCAUGUCGUCUGCAUCGGCCGCAGCCUGACCUCUCUGCAAGAUACAGACUUCCACUGUGGUUGUACGUGACCCUGAUCAGACCCGUUACAAGAAGACACUUCAUUCUUCUUUCAUCUCUUAUAUCUUCUAACUUGGGGCUCUACAAACUUGACCCAUUGGCCUACCACAUCUGGCCCAGGAUUAUGAGUAGGCCAAAGUUAAAUGCUCCCUCUUUUUAUCUAUCUUCCUUCUCUCUCUCUCAUAAUCCAUGAACAUGUAACAUUUCAGCGGCAGUAGAAGAUAGAAACUCAUCUAAAUGCUAAGUGCACCUUCCUGGCCCAACAGUUUUGUGCACCAUUUAAUGCCUUAUUAGGCUUUAAAGUAUAGAGGUCAUGGACAAGCACUGUGGGCAUUGAUCAGCUUCUGCACACUAAUUACUUCAUUAUUUAAUCUGUUAAGCUAUUCUUGGAGUCCAGACCUCAUCACAACUACAAUAACGCCGUCAUUCUAUAUGUCUAGUACUGCCUUGGGCUGCUGGAUAAAUGUGGGGGGGAAACAAAUUAUGAAUAUUAUUUUAUGGGUCAAGUUGGAGACAAGGUUUUUUUUUUUAAAUUUCAUACCAUCUAUUCUAUUAAAAGCAAUCAAAUAAAAGUUUAUACGCUAGACCACAUUGUGGCUGUUAUAACUUAAACCUGUACCUCAUGUUCUCUUGCUUUAAAAAUGCUACUCAACUUGCUCAUAUAGUUGACUGACAUGAACCUGUGACAUAUUAAAAGGUAUUUGGGUUUCUAGCACAGCUUUAUAUGUGUGUAAAUGGCCAUUCUAAUGGAUAGCUUUUAAACUACAUCAUCUAUGCAUUUUAAUGAAUUUACUGGUUCAAUGUGUUCUUCAAUUCGAACCUUCAUUUACCUGAAGCGUUUGCUCACGUGUGAUCCCAGAACCUUUUAGCUGCU